This is a messenger RNA of Poecilia reticulata (guppy), 1114 nucleotides long. It is a transcript of the gene bccip, whose product is annotated as BRCA2 and CDKN1A interacting protein. The record is from RefSeq and is a predicted model, not a curated record. NCBI's taxonomy places the organism in Eukaryota, Metazoa, Chordata, Actinopteri, Cyprinodontiformes, Poeciliidae. Gene Ontology annotation, cellular component: nucleus.
GUCUAGUCUUCUAUUUCUAUGUCCUGAACUAUGACCCUUUCCCCGCCCACCUAAAAAUAAACGUGUUUCACACUUGCAAGCAUGGCUUCUUCGGCUAAGAGGAGAGCAGUUGGCUUGGGUGAAAAUCCCGAAGAAAGUGAGAAUAGCUCGGAUGAGAACCCCGAGGAUGAUGAUGAAUCUGCGGAGGAUGACAGCGAUGAAGAAAUUAAUGAGGAGGUUUUGGUGGAUUUUGAGGCUCACGCUAUUUCAUCCAAUGAUUUCAACGGCAUUAAGAAGCUGUUAAAUCGGCUCUUCCUGAAGGCUCAUGUGGACGUAUCAGAGAUGACUGACAUUAUUAUCCAGCAGAAUCACGUUGGAAGUGUGAUAAAGCAAGCUGAAGUGCCAGAGGACAGCGAUGAUGAUGAUGAUGAUCCAGAUGAAGUGUUUGGGUUCAUCACUAUGCUCAACUUGACAGAGAGAAAGGGUGUGCAGUGUGUGGAGGAUGUGAAGGAGCUGGUGGUGGACCAGUGUGAGAAGAACGCUCCUCACAGCGUAACGGAACAGCUCGAGAAGAUCCUCAGCGACACGAGCAAACCUGUGGGUCUGCUGCUGAGCGAGCGCUUCAUCAACGUACCUCCACAGAUCGCCCUUCCUCUCCAUAAACAGCUACAGAAAGAAAUGGCRGACGCCCAGAGGACAAACAAGCCGAGCGGGAGGUGUCACUACUGCCUGAUGAUCAGCAAGACGUGCAAAGAGGCAACCAAGAGCAUCCCAGCCAGAGGAGAAGCUCCAAAAGAGGAGUACAUGUUUAUCAAUGCGGAGGAGGAAUUCUUUCAUGAGCAAGCCAUCAUAAAGUUCCACUACUCAGUAGAAGAGGAUGCAGAUUCCUGUCUAAGUGGCAGGUGGUCGUCUGACGACGUUCCCAUGAAGCCUUUCAGGACGGUGAUGGUGAUUCCUAUGGACAGAAUGCCUGCUGUAAUGGAAAAACUAAAGGAAUAUCUGACUGUGUGAGCCAAGACUCAGACAAUCUGGGAAUUAUGCAAAAAGGCUGUUUAAAACCUCGGCUACCGUUGGUGGCUUCCUGAUUCUAAAAACAGCUUUUGUGGCUAAAGCAAUUAAAAGACUAGCUUUUUAA